This is a messenger RNA of Arabidopsis lyrata subsp. lyrata, 2877 nucleotides long. Its product is annotated as G-type lectin S-receptor-like serine/threonine-protein kinase SD2-2. Lineage: Eukaryota; Viridiplantae; Streptophyta; Magnoliopsida; Brassicales; Brassicaceae. The transcript is spliced from 2 exons. Gene Ontology annotation, biological process: recognition of pollen; protein phosphorylation. Bases 214 to 2688 code for a protein of 824 amino acids. The record is from RefSeq and is a predicted model, not a curated record. Gene Ontology annotation, molecular function: protein serine/threonine kinase activity; ATP binding.
CAAAACCUUAUUUGAGUGAAUUUACUUUUUGGAGAUCAUUUGUCACAGCUUUUACAGAUUUAUCUUGCAAAAAUUCUCUCCACAUUUCAAAGAAAGAGGAGAGCUUUUGUUUUUGGAGGUUUCUUUCCAAUGGCUAUCAGUAUCACCACCGAGAAAAUAUCAUCAACAACACCAACCAAACACUAACCCACCCGAGAACAAGAACAAGACCCAAUGCCAUCAUGUAUUACUUAUCUUCAUCUUCUUCUUCUUCUUCUCCUCUUCCUUCUUCCUCCACUAUCUUCUUCUGUGGAUAACAACAAAGUUAUCAUCAAAGGAAACCAUACGAUUCUCAGCUUCAAAGCUAUUUUCCGGCUUGGUUUCUUCAGCACCACCAAUGGUUCCUCCAAUUGGUAUUUGGGUAUCUCUUAUGCUUCCAUGCCUACUCCCACCCACGUUUGGGUCGCCAAUCGAAUCCGACCCGUUUCUGAUCCUGACUCUUCCACUCUCGAGCUCACCUCCACGGGACACCUAAUCGUCAGAAACUCCCGUGACGGCGUCGUUUGGCGGACGGAUAACAAAGAACCCGGAACCGAUUUCCGGUUCUCUGAAACCGGGAAUCUGAUUUUGAUCAACGACGACGGAUCUCCGGUUUGGCAGAGCUUUGAUAAUCCGACCGACACGUGGCUUCCGGGGAUGAAUGUCACCGGUCUAACGGCUAUGACUUCGUGGCGGACUCUGUUCGAUCCUUCGCCGGGAUUUUACUCCCUGAGACUGAGUCCAGGCUUCAACGAGUUCCAGCUUGUUUACAAAGGAGCCACACCGUAUUGGUCCACCGGAAAUUGGACCGGAGAAGCCUUCGUCGGCGUUCCGGAGAUGACCAUUCCGUACAUCUACAGGUUCCAUUUCGUUAACCCUUACACUCCCGCGGCGUCGUUUUGGUACAUCGUCCCACCGUUGGACGCCGUUUCCGAGCCACGCCUGACGCGGUUCAUGGUCGGCGCCAACGGCCAGCUGAAGCAGUACACUUGGGACCCACAGACGCAGAGCUGGAACAUGUUCUGGCUGCAGCCGGAGGGUCCGUGCCGCGUUUACAGUCUCUGUGGUCAAUUAGGGUUUUGCAGCAGCGAAUUGCUCAAGCCCUGUGCCUGCAUCCGCGGUUUCCGGCCUAAGAACGACGACGCGUGGAGAUCUGAUGAUUACAGCGACGGAUGCCGCCGUGAAAAUGGUGAAUCCGGCGAAAUGAGUGAUACUUUUGAAGCGGUUGGUGAUCUAAGGUACGACGGUGAUGUGAAGAUGUCGCGGUUGCAGGUAAGCAAGAGCUCUUGCGCCAAAACCUGCUUGGGAAACUCUUCUUGUGUUGGUUUUUAUCAUAACGAGAACUCGAAUCUCUGCAAAAUUCUACUCGAGUCGCCGAUAAACCUGAAGAAUUCGAGCUCCUGGACUGGAAUUAGUAACGACGUAUUGUAUAUCAGAGAACCAAAAAAAGGGAAUUCAAAGGGAAACAUCUCUAAAUCCAUAAUUAUAUUGUGCAGCGUUGUUGGGUCAAUCUCAGUUCUUGGGAUUACAUUGUUGGUGCCAUUGAUUCUGUUGAAGAGGAGUCGGAAGAGGAAGAAGACGAGGAAACAAGACGAAGAUGGGUUUGCUGUGUUGAAUUUAAAGGUCUUUUCUUUCAAGGAGCUUCAAGCAGCUACCAAUGGGUUCUCGGAUAAGGUUGGACACGGUGGUUUUGGGGCAGUUUUCAAAGGAACAUUACCGGGUUCUUCUACCUUUGUGGCCGUGAAACGCUUAGAAAGACCUGGAAGCGGGGAGAGCGAGUUCCGGGCAGAGGUAUGCACCAUUGGCAACAUUCAACAUGUCAAUCUCGUUAGGCUUCGGGGUUUCUGUUCAGAGAAUCUUCACAGACUUCUCGUAUACGAUUACAUGCCACAAGGAUCCCUGAGCUCCUAUUUGUCUAGAACAAGCCCCAAAUUGCUAAACUGGGAGACCCGUUUUAGGAUCGCGUUAGGUACUGCCAAAGGGAUUGCGUACUUGCAUGAAGGAUGCAGGGACUGUAUUAUUCACUGUGAUAUCAAGCCGGAGAACAUUCUUUUGGACAGCGAUUACAACGCCAAAGUAUCUGAUUUUGGCUUGGCUAAGCUCCUUGGCCGUGACUUCAGCAGAGUUCUAGCCACAAUGAGAGGGACAUGGGGCUACGUGGCUCCUGAAUGGAUAUCAGGUUUGCCCAUCACAACAAAAGCUGAUGUGUAUAGCUUUGGAAUGACAUUGCUGGAGCUGAUCGGUGGUCGAAGAAAUGUCAUUGUUAAUAGUGAUACACUGGGAGAGAAAGAUACAGAACCAGAGAAAUGGUUCUUUCCGCCAUGGGCAGCCCGUGAAAUCAUACAAGGAAAUGUGGACUCUGUGGUUGAUUCUAGACUCAACCGAGAAUAUAACAUGGAAGAGGUGACGAGGAUGGCAACGGUAGCGAUAUGGUGCAUACAAGACAAUGAAGAGAUAAGGCCAGCGAUGGGAACGGUAGUGAAGAUGCUUGAAGGAGUUGUGGAGGUGACGGUUCCUCCACCGCCUAAAUUGAUACAAGCUCUUGUCUCCGGCGAUUCAUACAGAGGAGUGAGCGGCACAACCUGUAGCGAAAGUCGUGGCUGUUCGGAUCUCAACACUGGAUUGUCUAGCCCUGGCUCACGGUCGUCUUUUGGUAGACCUUCUCCUUGAUCAAUUUUAAGAUGAUUUGGUCAAAACCGGGCCUUAAAUGCUUUAAGUUUUGCCCUCUAAGAGGGUUUAAUUAGUUUAAACUGUAUUUGUUGGGUUGUAUGAGAUUGAAGCCUUAAUUUCUCAUUUCCCAUUCAAAAAGGGAUGAGUGUUAGUCAAGCAUACAUGACCACCAUAGAUUUAACACAGUCA